AUGUGCCACGUCCCCGCACUGUGCAAACUUGCUUCCACCUCUGCCUUGCUCAAUGGUUGCGUCUAUACCUUGGUUGUCUUCUAUCAGUCGACCAUGAUGAUGGCGCAUAAACUCACGAUACUCGUAGCGAGUCUCUCUUUCAUUAGAGAUGGAGGACUUGCCGCCAUUCUGCUCGAAUCAGAGCCAACUUCAACGGCCGGAAUUCAAGGUGCUGCCGACACAUCCAUCACGGCGGACGACGGGGCUGUCACACCUCCCCCCGAGAUGAUAGAGCUUCAUCGUCGCCAGGAGUCCACUAUUAAAUAUCUCCUGGCACCUGACGCCACUUGUGGUUUUGACAGCAAAGCUUGCCAGUCAAACCCCUCAAUCAUGCGCUGUACAUCAUCGUCGUUUCCAUACUGCCAUACAAUGUACUUUAUCACAUCCACCAUAAUCGGCUUUCAAUGCAGGGCUUCGGCUUAUGGCGGCACUCCCGAGCUGCUGAGAACAACCUCUAGCGGCGGUCCUGCCAGGACGUACGCCAGUCGCACAGCCACGCGCAGCAGUUCAACUCAGAUCCGCACAACCACCACCAGGGGCAGCGUCAUCGUUGUCACAACGACUCUGAGUGCUGAGCCCGUGACCAGCUCUUCGUCUGACAUCAAUGACUACAUCGACAGCAGGAUCAACGAAAGCCGUUCCGACAACACCGGGGCCAUUGUCGGCGGCUCGAUCGGAGGGGCUGCCGUUUUGGCCAUCUCCGCCCUGGCUGGCGUCCUCUUCUUUCGGAGGAGGAAAAAGAAGAACACGGACGAGGUCAGGAGCAGCCAAGCGGUAGAGACGAUGGAAGCCAGUGGCGCAAAUGGCCCGCUUGCCUACUAUCCCGCAUCACCGUCGUACCCAGGAUCAAGCUAUCCUGUGUCGCCUGGUGGGCCGGUAGGCACCAUCUCUACCGCGUCUACUCCUCACUCGCCCGGGUUGGAGGACUCUCACAAGACGUCACUUCUAACUCGGGGACAUAACCAGAACCACCGGCUUUCCGAAGUUGACGGUGGUGCUGGCAGUCAGGUUCACGAGCUGGCGGCUCGGUGA
Messenger RNA from Pyricularia oryzae 70-15, 1071 nucleotides. RefSeq lists its product as uncharacterized. The record is from RefSeq and is a predicted model, not a curated record. Lineage: Eukaryota; Fungi; Ascomycota; Sordariomycetes; Magnaporthales; Pyriculariaceae. The coding region runs from base 1 to 1071 and encodes 356 amino acids. The transcript has 4 exons.